This is a messenger RNA of Rotaria sp. Silwood2, 2590 nucleotides long. The record is from the annotation of a GenBank genome assembly. Lineage: Eukaryota; Metazoa; Rotifera; Eurotatoria; Philodinida; Philodinidae.
AUGCAUAACGAACAUGUCAGUGAAAAUAAUCGACUUCGCAAAUUAUGGCGUCAUCGCUGGUUUAAAAUUAUUUGUAUCUCAUUUAUUGUGAUAACAAUAUUAGCAGUUACAUUUUCUAUGAUAUUAAAAUUUGUCAUACUUGCACCAAAGAAGGAUAUGCCUAUCACAUCAACAACAUCAUCAUCAUCAACAACAAAUACACCUUUAACAACGGUUACAACUACAGACAAGCAGCCUGAAUGGAUCAAUAUUGGCAAUAUGAGUCAUUCACGAGAGAGUUUUGCAGCAACCUUAUUAGCAAAUGGAUCAGUGCUAGUUACUGGCGGAUGGAAUUUUGAUGACAUUGAAAUUCAUAGAAGUACCGAAUUGUACGAUCCCUCGACAAGAAUUUGGACACCAACUGGUAAUAUGAAACAUGGUCGACAGGCGCACAUAACACUCUUAUUAACAAAUGGAAAAGUGUUAGCUACUGGUGGAAUGAUUCCUGCUAUUCUGGAAAAUGAUUGUGAGUUAUACAAUCCAUCCACUGGAGCUUGGACCAGUACUAGUAGUAUGACUCAUAAAGUAGAACUGUAUACAGCAUGCUUAUUAACAAAUGGACAAGUGCUAGUUACUGGUGGAUCGAAAUUUUAUAGUGUUAAAAGUGAAAGCACUGCUCAAUUGUACGAUCCAUCGAAAGAUAUUUGGACCACUAUUGUUAGUAUGUACCAUGCGCGACAGGGUCACACAGCAUCCUUAUUAAAAAGCGGAGAAGUAUUAGUUGCUGGUGGAUCGAGCAAUCGCACUUCUUUAGACAGUGCUGAGUUAUAUAAUCCAUUACAAGGAACUUGGGCCAUUGCUAGAAGUAUGAACCAGAGUCGAGAACGUCACACAGCAUCCUUAUUAACAAAUGGGAGAGUAUUAGUUAUUGGUGGAGCGAACGGCGAUACUAUCUUGAAUAGUGCUGAGUUGUACGAUCCAUUGACAGGAUUGUGGACAACCACUAGUAGAAUGAAUUAUCGACGAAAGAGUCACACAACAACCUUAUUAAAAAAUGGAAAAGUACUAGUUACUGGUGGACAGAUAUUUGAUAGCCACGAAUCUGAAAGCAGUGCUGAGUUGUAUGAUCCAUCGAGUGACAUUUGGACAACUACUGGUAGUAUGAAUCACGGACGAAGGGAUCACACAGCAACCUUAUUAACAAAUGGAAAAGUAUUAGUUACUGGUGGAAGGAGCAGUCCCAUUAUUUUAAACAGUGCUGAGUUAUACGAUCCAUCAACAGGUUUUUGGACGACUACUAAUACUAUGAUUAGUGAACACCUGAAACAUGCUGAGUCGAAACCAAAAAAUGCAAACUUAUUGGUUAGUAGUGAACGAUNAGAGUCUUUUACAAAACCUUGGAUACUGCUAAACCUCAUACAGGUUUCGCAUGAUUCUACGGACACGUAUAUAGUAUAGUAAAACUCCACGAAACCUCAGAGGUUUCGUGUGGCACCUUUUUUUUUCAGUGUACACCAAUGAGAUUUUCUAAUCAUUUACAAUCAAUUCAUCACUUCAUCAUCUCGAAUCACAUAAUUUUUGGAAUAUAGACUACAAUCUCUUCAUAUUCAUUCUUUCGAAACUAUCAUUUCUAUCACAUCUAUAUUACUUAACUAUUGACAUGUUUGAUGAAUCGAUUCUUAGAACCGAUAUUUAUCAAUUAUUAUUUAGUCUUUCAAAAUUAAAAUAUUAUUAAUUUGUUUCCAAUAAAACAAAUCUAUCUGUCGCAUGACCAACUCCUGCCAAUGAACAAAGUCCACUAGAAUAUCUUCUGAUUGAUCAUUAUUUUACAUUCCAAGAACUUUCUGGAAUUCUUUGUUGCACGCCGCAACUUCGUUCUUUGAAAUUUAGCUAUGAUUUUACCAGUAUCGAAAAUGAAUCAUAGAUUCUAUCGAUUCAACCAAAAGAAUUAAUAUGUCUUUCUUUACAUUUGAACGCUACUGAUUUUGUGACAUUUAGACGAUUUAUUAGAACAUUAAAAUGGAAAUUAAAGAAAUUAUCGAUCAUUACUCAUUCGGAAGAGGGUGUGGGGAGGGGUGGGUGUGGGUGGGGGUGGGGAUGUGGGUGGGUGUGGGUGUGGAUGUGGUGUGUAUUAUGAGAAUAAGAACACCCACACCCACCCACACCGCUUUUCUAAAUUAUUCAUGAGGUUGAAAUCUAUUUCUUGACACAAAAAGGUGCCUCAAAUUGAAAAUAUAGACAUUUUUUUGCAAGUGAUUUUUUUGAAUGACGAACUUUUAUCGACAAAGUUAGUACUAUCUCUUAAAAAUACAUCAUUUUUCAUUAUUUUAAAUACUGCGUUUAGACAUUAUAUCUUAAAUUAUUUAACAAAGAAAAAUGAUAUUUUAUUCUAAUAAAAUGUUGAUCAAAUGAUAUGUUUCUAGCGUUCAUCACUUUUAAUAGUAGAAGAGAAUAACGGCUCUUCAUUUUUCAAGGAACAUAUCAAUAAGAUUUACACAAAGUCCACUAACUCUUAGUAUCAGAACAAAACUUUCUUAUUCAGUUUACCUUAAGAAAAUAGCCCAUUAAAAACUGUCAAUUUUCUCUGUCCCAUUCGUUAUUAUGUAAUUCU